Molecule: messenger RNA, 2352 nt
Organism: Epinephelus moara (kelp grouper)
Lineage: Eukaryota; Metazoa; Chordata; Actinopteri; Perciformes; Serranidae
Gene: rpusd1
Product: RNA pseudouridine synthase domain containing 1
Exons: 6
Coding region: 150-1091 (313 amino acids)
Biological process (GO): pseudouridine synthesis
Molecular function (GO): pseudouridine synthase activity; RNA binding
Source: RefSeq, a predicted model, not a curated record
GAAGAAGAAGAGGCUGCGCACGACUUGUGGUUGUGUGUUUACAUCUGUGUUUCUCUAUAGAUGUACACUUAUUUUGGGCAUGUCGAAGAAAUAUACCACACAUUAGUCUUCGCUAUUUAUCCGAGGGCUGUUGGCGUUGUAUCAGUUAAAUGCUGCACAUGAUGACCACCGAGCCUGCCAGCCUGGAGAGCCUGCGUGUGCUGUACCAGAGCGAUGACUUCAUCGUGGUAGACAAGCACUGGGACAUCCGCAUUGACAGCAAGAUGUGGUACGAGAAACACACCGUGCAGGCGCAGCUUCGACACCGCUUCCCUCAGCUGGCAGAUCCCAGCACCUACUAUGGGUUCAGGUUCUGUCAUCAGUUGGAUUUCUCCACAAGUGGGGCUCUGUGUGUUGCCCUCAACAAGGCUGCUGCUGGCCGUGCUUACCGCUGCUUCAAGGACCGCACUGUCACCAAAGCGUACCUCGCUCUGGUACGUGGCUGGGUGGAAGAAGAGACACAAACUUUGGAUUUCUCCAUUGGCAAGAACUCCUCAGAGGGAAAAACACACAUGAUGUGUAUUGAGGGAACAGAAGGUUGUGAGAACCCCAAGCCAUGCCAAACUGAGCUGACAGUGUUGGAGUACGGGUUGUACGAUGGAGACCCUGUCACCAAGGUUCUACUGCAGCCACUCACUGGCCGAACCCACCAGUUGAGGGUCCACUGCAGCGCAAUAGGCCACCCCAUUGUCGGAGACUUCACCUACAGCUCGGGAGCAGACGAUGCUCCCUACCGCAUGAUGCUGCACGCCCACCUCCUGCGCAUUCCCCUUGAACCUGAGCCCCUGCUGGUCACUGCUGGAGACCCCUUUCUCCCCGCGGAAGAUACCAAGUGGCUCCCGCAGCGCUCAUUAAGGACACUGGCGGCCACUGUGGAGGUGCUGCUGGAGCAAAAGGUGGAGGAGGACAGGAAGAUCAAAGAGGAGAAGAGAGAGAAGGCGAGAAGGGAGGAGGAGAGGAGGAAAGGACUGCGGGAACAGAGGACUAAGGAGGAGAGUGAGGAGCAGAGGAGGCAGUGUCAGGAGUGGCUGUGUGAAUGGGCUGGGGACUGAUGAGUUGUUAUUUAUUUUAAUUUAUUUUAGCUGUUUACUAAUGAAGGCCACGUUGAGCAUGCACGCUCUAUCUCACUGAUCACCUGCGUUACAUUAAAUAACAUAAAUGGAAGUGAACCAGCACUUUAAUUUCAUUACAAACCAGCUACAAACACAUUAGUAACAGCCUGCUCUCACACCCAGGGCAUAAAAAAGCUGCUUAUUCAGUGGCCCUCUGUGUCAGUCUUUCAGUCAACUCCAGUGUGAACUUAUUAGUGUCAUUAUUAUAUGUUCAGAGCAGCUCAGGGCAGGUGGGAGGGGAGGUGGACGGGUCCAGCAAGUGUAGGACUUGACCCAGGAGACCAGUGUUUGUGUCCCAUGUGAGAUUAAGGAUGUUUUCAUACUAGGUACGAUUGAUUCGACCAUCUUUUUAAGUGGACUCAGGCACAGAUUGGGGUACCAUGCUUGGGUACGGUACUCAGCAUUCACACAAAUCAAAAGAACUGGAGAAGAAGACAAGUUUACUUGGAUACUGACCUGAGUCCCUAAUAUGAAAGCCCCCUAGAGAUCAACCUUGAGUUAUUUUGUCACGUGACUGUCAACCACGAUCUUUUCCUAACCCUAUCCAAGUAAUUUUGUUGCCUAAACCAAACACCCAGCUCUUUCUUAGUCACGUCAAUCGACUCACAUGACUUACCGCUGACCCACUCUGCGUCAAGAUACAGCGCAAAAGCCUGGGGGCUUCUGCCCAGGUGUCAAAAUAUGACGAGUGGGGAUGAGAUCACGCUGUUAGAAAAGACCUGUGAACAUGUAAGCUGCUGCUUUCUUAAUUCAAACAACUGGGAGCUGCCCAGUCUGACCAGUCUUGUAGAGAGAGCCAGUGAACAGGUCCACCACAGUAGCUGAGAAAUAAGUGCCUUGUUGAUAAGUGAGGGGUUGGGAUGAUGUCAUACAUUUUUCUAAUACACAUGUAAGAAUUUUAAAGUGGAGAGUUUUCACAUGGCGUUACUAAAGAUGGUCAGAUGACUCAACUCUUAAAGGGGAGCCUGCGCAGCAGAAAUUGUUUUUGUCUAUGUCCAAAUGUCCAAGUGUUCGUUAAUGUUUGUUGUCACAUAACGCUGCAUGCCUGUAACAUACAUGGAAUCACAUGUAACAGCAUAUAGAAUACUACACUGUAUGCUUCUGUGCAUUUUGUUUCAUUGAAUCAAACUGUUUUAAUGUAAAAAAAAGUAUUUUAUGUCAGUGUAAUAAGAAAUGUCUACAAAUAAAUCUAAAUGGUUAA